AUGCAUCACAGUUCAUCGACCACCACCCCGUUCUCUGUUAAGGACAUUUUGAAGUUGGACUACCACCAGAACGAGUAUGAAAAUGAUCUUCAGAUGAUGGACCAAGUUGUUCCGAUGCAUCAACAUCAGCUUAUGCGCGCUGCCUCCAAAAGCGACGGGUUUUAUGACGCUCAGACUGAGCGCUGCGUUUAUGGGAUGCAGGAGAAGAUCGACGUUCACAGAUCAGCAGCAGAGGAGGAGAUGGUUGAAAAAGAAAAGUGCGGCCUCGGCUCUUCACCCGACUGUGACAGUGGCGCUAAGAGCAGAAGCAGGCUGCGCCGGAAGCCCCGGGUCCUCUUCUCUCAGCCCCAGGUGUCGGAGCUGGAGAGGCGCUUCAGGCAGCAGCGCUACCUGUCCGCCCCGGAGAGAGAGCACCUGGCCGAGACGCUCAAACUCACCUCCACCCAGGUCAAAAUCUGGUUUCAGAACCGGCGGUACAAGUGCAAGCGUCAGACGCAGGACAGGUCCCUUGAGCUGGCCGGGUUCCCACCUGCACCGAGGCGGAUAGCGGUGCCGGUGCUGGUGCGGGACGGGAAGCUGUGCGGUGCAGGUCCCUACCUUUCGGGGCCUUACAACGUAACUCUGGGACACUACAGCCCGGCGUUUGGCAGCGGAAACAGCGACCUGUACGGCUGCAGGUACCACAGCGUGUCCAGCUGCAGCAGCCAGCUGUCGGUUUCAGCUGACUCUGCUCCACCAGCUUCAGGCUUCUUUACAGGGUGUUAG
Poecilia reticulata (guppy) is the source of this 765-nucleotide messenger RNA. The record is from RefSeq and is a predicted model, not a curated record. NCBI's taxonomy places the organism in Eukaryota, Metazoa, Chordata, Actinopteri, Cyprinodontiformes, Poeciliidae.